AGGUCCUCAAUUCAUUUUCUUUUUCACCUGUCCUUUUCACUCUCAUUUUUUCCCAUGACUUUUUGGAGUCAUCUUUCUGAAUUCCCUCCUACAAUUGAUUUUUGAGCUUGAUUCCCAGUUGUAGAAGUAUUCAUCAUCAUUGCCAUUGGUUCGCCUGAAAUUCCGUCGAUGAAGUGUUUGCUUCUUUUCCUUUGAAGUACCGUCCGAAUAAAGCCGUUUUAUUUAACUACUUGUUUGAUUUUUCGCAGACCUAGAGGUAAAAGAGGGUAGAACGAUAGCACUAGGUGCACCAUCUUCAAGAGGAUGAAGGGGCCGGAGCAGGAUAGUGGACAAGCGGCUGCGGACGAGGAGCGGCGAUGGAAGGAGCAUCUCUCGAAGCAGAAUCGCGACUACGACACUUAUGAUCGUAUGUGCAGUGAUCGAAUCGCGGACGUAUCGGGAACCCGGACUAGCCGUACGGCGCCCUUGGUACAACCACCGGGUUGCGGUGGGUUUGUGUCCAUCGGCAAGGAUGGUGAGCGCAAGAAGAACAAAGACGGCAAGGAAAAGAAGAAAAAGAAGGAAGCAAGGGAGAAGGAUGCAGCAGACAGAGUUCCAGCAACGAAAAUCACCACAUUUACUCAACAAGCUUCUUCCACAUCGAAUGUUGACGCUCUUCUCGCUUCCUCUGUAGAUAGCAUAACCUCUACCGCCGGAGACAUCAAUAGUACGAACAAGAGCACUUCUGCCAUGAAUCCCGUUGACAAGAAAGCGACAUCACCGGAGCUUGACGAGGACACGGAAGCCCUGCAUGAAGAAUGGCGUACAGAACUGGAGUGGCGAACAUUUCUGAACCAGGUCCGACAGAUGAUACGUUUGUGGAGUAGCGAACACCCAAGCAAGAGCGGGAAACAACAAGUACGCAUGCCCUGCAACAAGUUUGACCAAAUGUAUAUGCGCAUUUCCGGUAGCGGGACGAAAAUCAAAUUCCCUUUUUGCGGCGCCCAGAACAUGUACACGGUACACGAGUGGCUAGCGGGGGAGAAAGGUACUACUAGGAGAAGUUUCAUGCGGGAGGGGGAAGCUACGGAAGAAGAAGAACACUAUGUAUUUUUCUCUAAUUUUUGAGGAACUUCUACUGUAUUAUCUACCUGCAACGUUUAAUUUUCCGACAACGCGCCACCGGCCGCUUUCAUCAUCACAUCACAGGUUUCUGCGAAUACAAAAACAACUGGGAGUGGAUCGCGCUGCCCAGUGAUGACAGUGCUUGGAAGCAGCGGCUGGAGGAGGAUCCCUUGUUUUUUGUCGUUUCUGAGGGUGAGCGCUUCGAUGCGGAGAUUUUGGAAGUGACCACGGAAAAGGCGGAAAUUCUAAAGGAGAAAGCAAAAGAAAUGAAGAAAGUAACGCUCGCGAAGGAGAAGCUACAAAAUACGAAGACUGCCUACUCACUGCAGCGAGGAGAACAGAACAGGUUCUUCAAAAAAAUGAUCGAUUUUCUUUUUCUUGGGUGUGUCCCUGUUUUUCUUUAUUAUCUGCGCUCGUUGGUUACGGUCCUCUUGCCAUACCUCCUAUUGCUAUGUAUAAAUAUAUUUCAUUGGUUCGACGUCAUUCAUUCAUUUUAUUUGGCGAGGUCAUCCAAGAAUGGACUGAGCGAAGCCUCGUCUCCGUCUGGGGUGACGAGGCUCGAUUCUACAGACAGCAACUUCUAUCAAGUGACUGACGUGCGUGGUACCUGGGGUCUAAUCCGUUCCCCUUUCGUGUUUUUUUUGAUAAUUAAUGUUUAGCGAUCAGCUACGGGUACAGCUUGUUUCGACUUUGAUUUCUUCAUCAUGCAGGUGCCAGGUGCAGCGUGCCGAGGAGCACUUAGCGCAGGUGAUGCGUGUUGUGGAGGAGAACAAUGCGAAGGUCCAGAAACUGGAGAGUAAGCAAAAGAUGGUAGAGGAGAAAAAGCGACAUAUCCUUCGUUUUCGAACGCCGGCUGAAAUCAAAGUAGAGCAAGAGCGUCGGGAACUUGAAAAGUAUGCCGAUGCAAAGCGACAGCAAGAGCUUUCAAAAGCCAUGCAAGCUUUGAGCGCAGUAGCUGCUGGGGGUUCCAGCGAGCAUUCUGCUGCGUCAAAGAUUCAAGAUCUGCUGAACGCGGGAGGAGGUGAAAAGAGGGCGUCGCCGCCCGUUUCUCCAACUUUACCGGAUGAUUUCUGCGAAUCACCUAUGGAAUUUAUGAUUUGAAUCUUAAUCGUUCACUUCACUACCAACAGCUAGGAGAAUCAGAAAGAGCAAGCAGUUUUAAUGACGGUAAAUCUAAAUUCGUCUGUGAAAAAGGAUCAAAAUCAUGCUCUGCUUUACGAGGUGAUAAUUUGCUGUGAGCCCGACUCAACAACUAGUCCUCGACAAGGAGAAGGACCUCAAUAGGUAUUGGGUUGAUCUUCCUGCUAUGUCAUUUUCUCUGUACAACUACCUUCACAGCACUAACUCCGUCUUCAAUUCUUCUAAUUUUUGUGGCUCUUCGGACUGCAGAAAGCAGGGUGGUUUGAAUUCCUCGACAGCUACGGCUUCUACUACUUCGCCAGAGCACGGUGCCGGGAGUCGCACGAAUGCAAGCGGAUCGAAAACGCGAGGGGAGCAAUUCGAGCCCCCGAUACGCGGCACGCCUACUCGAGAUGCGACAGGAGAAGAGCAUAGAGCAGCGAUCAUCGCAGAGGAGGAGGAUUUCAUGUAAUUGAAGGUUAUCAAGUACAUUUGUCAACACGCGGACGUCGGUAACCAACAUGCGAGUGCAGCAAGGAUGCGAGCAUGCUGGUUCCGAUGAAGAUCGAUCUUUCUAGUGGAGGACUCGACACAUGAUUGAUAGUGUCUUAUUUUCACAACACCUGAACAACAACUACAUCUUCAAGUUCACCGACUACAUCAAUAUGUAGUCGUACGAUGAGAUGAUAACAUCUUCUUGAACAACAUCAACAGAGAAGGACUUGGACAUCCUACCACGUCAACUUCCUCGUGAUGAUUACACUCGGACAAACUGGAACUACGGCGAAAGGUGGAGCCGUAGAUGACACCAGGUAACCGUACUACAAGAGAAAACGACAACUCAGUAAAGACAGUAGAACUUCUUCUUUUCGGGAUGAAGAACCGGUGACUCUGACGAUGAGCCCCAAAAACCGGCGAAUGCUGUUUGUUCGGAGAACGGCGCGACCUUCGCAUUUUUCAGCAGCGCGGUUGUUACGUUGCAUUUGACAGCGGUAACGUCAGAGUAUAACAGGCACACGGGAAUGAUGAUAAUCGUAUCAUCUCUCCUGGUCAUCGUAUUGGGACGACUUGCUACGUACUAACAAACUUGCUUAGAAGUCGAUUCUCUGAGUGCUCGAUCUCGGAGCAGUCGCCGAUACUACAUGAGAACCAAUGUGGUCUUCUUGACCAUAUGAGUAGAUGUCGAGGCGGUAUCACUGAGUCGGGCCUUGCUAUUGACAUUACUGAAUGAGAAGCAACUCGGGUUUGUGACCGAUGGGCUGUUUUCGCUAGCAGUUGCUAGUUCUGUUCUGUCAUCUAUUGGCAGAAAGUAGCCGCGUCAUUCCAGGGCAUCUUCAAACUAAGAAAAGUUUGAAGUGGGCUGAUUGUUGUAGACUCUUUUGUCCGAUUCUUACCAAAAAAGCUAAUGCAAAUGUUGUAAGUCUUGAUAGACGGAGCUAUUAUAUCUCUCUGAGCUCGACCUUCAUCUUCUUGAAGUAAGUUAGUAGUAGAAUAGAGGAGCUAUGGAUCCAUGAUAUUCCGGAGUACAACUGCCAUUUAUAUCUAGGUAUAAUCCGUCUGUCUGACGUUGAGCUUGAGUGGUACUAUUGGAGUCAAUGUUGAAUAUUAGGAAACAGAUUACUAGUGCCACGGGUGCUAUGAACAGCACUAUCACGGGCAUACACAUGACAUCCAUACUAAGUAGAUCCAAUAAGUCAUAGAAUCAGAUGAGGGUACCCAUACUUGUAAUUGUAUUGCCUUCAUCUUCAGGGACGGUGAAUUCGAAUUGGCAUUGCGAAUAGACUGCAGAGCAGAUUUUCACCGACUGGACCGACUGACCUAUUUGACCGUAAACGUGGCCACUCUACCUAAAAAGUAGAUGGUAGAUAGAUGGGCAACAACUAAGAGAAAGUUAUUCAGAGGAUGUCGUCAUUUGAUACCUAGAUUUUUCCGAUCAACUCCCUCCUAAUGAGCAUUCUUGUGGUUUGUCUUUGUUCGUUUAAUAUCCUGGAUUUGAUUGAUUGAGUGUGUUAGAAGUAAAAGGGGCGGCGAAACAAGUAUUUCAAGUCUGGAUGUAAUCGGAGACUAUCACUAGUUGGCUUCGAUGCCGGUAUUUGAUAUUCUGUUCCGCGCUCUCAACCCCACGACAUUUGGUGGACGAAUCGGUGGAUGUUGAUUUUUGCGUGAAUUUAUUACCUCACAAGAAUCACGAAUGGUUCGCCGAGUAUUCGGAUGAAAUUAACUAUACAGGUAAUAGAAGAUGAAUGCUCCCGUACAUCCAAAUGGCAUGUCGAUAAGCCUCUAUUCUCGUUAAAAGUGCCAAACUCCUACAACGGUCUUACAUUAUUGUCUUUUAUUUCGCGAUCGCGUUUUCUCCGUCACUGCUCUUGAAGUUAUUCCCGCAU
Messenger RNA from Amoebophrya sp. A25, 4607 nucleotides. NCBI's taxonomy places the organism in Eukaryota, Dinophyceae, Syndiniales, Amoebophryaceae. The record is from the annotation of a GenBank genome assembly.